GUUGAAGAUAUUCUGUUUUUAUCAGGUCAACAUGCACUUCACCUACAUUUCCUUUUGUUCAGGUUGCUGCUGUGGAGAAGACAAUGUGGAGGCCCCGACUGAACAAAAGGUUUCUGUUAGAUUGUCACAGGCAAGGAAUCCCAAGUUACGGUUGUCUUCCCAGAAGAGUCACCCCUGUGAGAGUUGUGGGCUAGUCCUGAGAAACAUUUUCCGCGUGAUGGAGCUGCAGGGAACACAACACAGACAGAUACUGUUGAGGUGUGGAGCGUGUGCAAAAAGAUUUUCUUUGCGUGCAAAAUUUCACCAGCAGCAUGUGAGAGAGCAGACUUACAUUAGAGGUUUGGAAAGGAUGUCACUUGCAAACAGCUGCAAUUUCAAUGUGUCCCAGAAUCAUUUCACCAGUGGGGAGGUUGGGCACAGUGUCUUUACCGAAUCUGGACAUCUCCACCUAAAGGCUACGCAGACCAGGGACAGUCCAACUGCUAUUUUGAUGCGUUGGAUGACGUUUCAACGUAGAAAAAAUUAUUUCAGCAGAAAAGAAUGUAAGAAAGACAUUAAUUGCAUCCACACAUUUAUUCAGGAAAAAGAUUUCCAUCUUGGAAGUGGGUGUUGUGUGCGCGCUGAAUGUGGAAAAUAUUUUACGAAAUUUUCUGGCUUUCAUUAUCAACAGAGAGGUCACACUGCAAAAAAGCAUUACAAAUGCAGUGAAUGUGGGAAAUCUUUUACCACUAAGAACAUUGUUCAGCAACAUCAGAGAGUUCAUAUGGGAGAAAAGCCUUAUAAAUGCAGUGAAUAUAGAAAGUCUUUUACCCAGAGCACUACCCUUCGUAUUCAUCAGAGAGUUCACACAGGAGAAAAGCCUUAUAAAUGUUGUGAAUGUGGGAAAUCUUUUUCCCGGAGCAUUGCCCUACGUUACCAUCAGACAGUUCAUACAGGAGAAAAGCCUUAUAAAUGCAGCGAAUGUGGAAAAUCUUUUAAACGUAGAAAAAGUCUCAUAUAUCAUCAGAGAGUUCACACUGGAGAAAAGCCUUACCAAUGCAGUGAAUGUGGGAAAUCUUUUAUCCAGAGCACUAAUCUUCGUUUUCAUCAGAGAGUUCAUACAGGAGAAAAGCCAUAUCAAUGCAGUGAAUGUGGAAAAUCUUUUACCACUAAAGGAAUCCUUGAUCGACAUCAGAGAGUUCAUACAGGAGAAAGGCCUUAUAAAUGCAGUGAAUGUGGAAAAUCAUAUAAAAGUAGCAAUGGGCUCCAAUAUCAUCAGACAGUUCACACUGGUGAAAAGCCUUUUCAAUGCAAUGAAUGUGGAAAAUGUUUUUCCACUAACACUGACCUUCAUAGACAUCAGAGAGUUCAUACGGGAGAAAAGCCUUAUCAGUGCAGUGAAUGUGGGAAAUCUUUUUCCCGGAGCGCUGCCCUUCGUUACCAUCAGACAGUUCAUACAGGAGAAAAGCCGUAUAAAUGCAGUGAAUGUGGAAAAUCUUUUAGACGUAGAAAAAGUCUCCUGUAUCAUCAGAGAGUUCAUACAGGAGAAAAGCCAUAUCAAUGCAGUGAAUGUGGAAAAUCUUUUACCACUAAAACAGUCCUUGAUCGACAUCAGAGUGUUCAUACAGGAGAAAAGCCUUAUAAAUGCACUGAAUGUGGGAAAUCUUUUACCCAGAGCUCUGCCCUAUGUAAUCAUCAGAGACUUCAUACAGGAGAAAAGCCUUAUAAAUGCACUGAAUGUGGGAAAUCUUUUUCCCAGAGUUCUGGCCUAUGUCAUCAUCAGAGACUUCAUACAGGAGAAAAGCCAUAUAUAUGCAGUGAAUGUGGAAAAUCUUUUACCACUAAAAGAAUCCUUGAUCAACAUCAGAGAGUUCAUACGGGAGAAAAGCCUUAUAAAUGCAGUGAAUGUGGGAAAUCUUUUACCCUGAAAAGGAGCCUUCGUUAUCAUCAGACAGUUCAUACAGAAGAAAAGCCUUAUAAAUGCAGUGAAUGUGGAAAAUCAUAUAAAAGUAGCAAUGGGCUCCAAUAUCAUCAGACAGUUCACACUGGAGAAAAGCCUUUUCAAUGCAAUGAAUGUGGAAAAUGUUUUUCCACUAACACUGAACUUCAUAUACAUCAGAGAGUUCAUACGGGAGAGAAGCCUUAUCAGUGCAGUGAAUGUGGGAAAUCUUUUGCCCGGAGCACUGCCCUUCGUUACCAUCAGAGAGUUCAUACAGGAGAAAGGCCUUAUAAAUGCAGUGAAUGUGGAAAAUCUUUUACCACUAAAACUAUCCUUGAUCGACAUCAGAGAAUUCAUACAGGAGAAAAGCCAUAUCAAUGCAGUGAAUGUGGAAAAUGUUUUUCCACUAAAACCGUCCUUGAUGGACAUCAGAGAGUUCAUACAGGAGAAAAGCCUUAUAAAUGCACUGAGUGUGGGAAAUCUUUUACCCAGAGCACUAAUCUUCGUUACCAUCAGAGAGUUCAUACAGGAGAAAAGCCUUAUAAAUGCAGUGAAUGUGGAAAAUCUUUUACCAGUAAAACCGUCCUUGAUGGACAUCAGAGAGUUCAUACAGGAGAAAAGCCUUAUAAAUGCACUGAGUGUGGGAAAUCUUUUACCCAGAGCACUAAUCUUCGUUACCAUCAGAGAGUUCAUACAGGAGAAAAGCCUUAUAAAUGCAGUGAAUGUGGAAAAUCUUUUUCCCUUAACACUGACCUUCAUAGACAUCAGAGAGUUCAUACGGGAGAAAAGCCUUAUCAGUGCAGUGAAUGUGGGAAAUCUUUUGCCCAGAGCACUGCCCUUUAUUACCAUCAGACAGUUCAUACAGGAGAAAAGCCUUAUAAAUGCAGUGAAUGUGGAAAAUCUUUUAGACGUAGAAAAAGUCUCCUAUAUCAUCAGAGAGUUCACACUGGAGAAAAGCCUUACCAAUGCAGUGAAUGUGGGAAAUCUUUUACCGAGAGCACUCAGCUUCGUCGUCAUCAGGCAGUUCAUACAGGAGAAAAGCCAUAUCAAUGCAGUGAAUGUGGAAAAUCUUUUACCACUAAAACAGUCCUUGAUCGACAUAACAGAGUUCAUACAGGAGAAAAGCCUUAUAAAUGCACUGAGUGUGGGAAAUCUUUUACCCAGAGCUCUGCCCUAUGUAAUCAUCAGAGACUUCAUACAGGAGAAAAGCCUUAUAAAUGCACUGAAUGUGGGAAAUCUUUUUCCCAGAGUUCUGGCCUAUGUCAUCAUCAGAGACUUCAUACAGGAGAAAAGCCAUAUAUAUGCAGUGAAUGUGGAAAAUCUUUUACCACUAAAAGAAUCCUUGAUCAACAUCAGAGAGUUCAUACGGGAGAAAAGCCUUAUAAAUGCAGUGAAUGUGGGAAAUCUUUUACCAUGAAAAGUAACCUUCGUUAUCAUCAGACAGUUCAUACUGAAGAAAAGCCUUAUAAAUGCAGUGAAUGUGGAAAAUCAUAUAAAAGUAGCAAUGGGCUCCAAUAUCAUCAGACAGUUCACACUGGAGAAAAGCCUUUUCAAUGCAAUGAAUGUGGAAAAUGUUUUUCCACUAACACUGAACUUCAUAGACAUCAGAGAGUUCAUACGGGAGAGAAGCCUUAUCAGUGCAGUGAAUGUGGGAAAUCUUUUGCCCGGAGCACUGCCCUUCGUUACCAUCAGAGAGUUCAUACAGGAGAAAAGCCUUAUAAAUGCAGUGAAUGUGGAAAAUCUUUUUCCCUUAACACUGACCUUCAUAGACAUCAGAGAGUUCAUACGGGAGAAAAGCCUUAUAAGUGCACUGUAUGUGGGAAUUCUUUUAAAAAGAGCAGUGGUCUUCAGUAUCAUCAGAGAGUUCACACUGGAGAAAGCUAUUAAGAGUGUAAUUAAUGUGAGGUAUCUCUCAGCCAAAUUUCUAAAUUCCCUCUCCGCAUAAGAAAUGUGGUUUGAGCCCUAACCAGUUUGGCUCAGUGGAUAGAGCAUCAGCCUGCGGACUCAAAGGUCCCAGGUUCCAUUCCGGUUAAGGGCAUGUACCUUGGUUGCGGACACAUCCCCAGUAUGGAGUAUGCAGGAGUCAGCUGAUCGAUGUUUCAAAUUCUCUAUCACUCUCCCUUCCUCUCUGUAAAGAAUCAAUAAAAUAUAUUUUAAAAAAG
Molecule: messenger RNA, 4080 nt
Organism: Myotis daubentonii (Daubenton's bat)
Lineage: Eukaryota; Metazoa; Chordata; Mammalia; Chiroptera; Vespertilionidae
Product: zinc finger protein 850-like
Exons: 2
Coding region: 32-3805 (1257 amino acids)
Biological process (GO): regulation of transcription by RNA polymerase II
Cellular component (GO): nucleus
Molecular function (GO): DNA-binding transcription factor activity, RNA polymerase II-specific
Source: RefSeq, a predicted model, not a curated record